Molecule: messenger RNA, 3740 nt
Organism: Drosophila ananassae
Lineage: Eukaryota; Metazoa; Arthropoda; Insecta; Diptera; Drosophilidae
Product: fibulin-2
Exons: 11
Coding region: 52-2388 (778 amino acids)
Molecular function (GO): calcium ion binding
Source: RefSeq, a predicted model, not a curated record
GUCUGUUCUGUUCUAGUGUAAUUAAGCUCUACAGAUAUUCUUAUAAGCAAUAUGGGUUUGGAAAUAUAUGCAAUUUUUUGUACGAUCCUAAUUGGGCAAUGUGCGACAGAGCCGUUAAAAAAUGAAAAAAUUUCGGAAUAUAUUAGAAAGUGCUGCAUUGGUGGACUCCGUCAUGCUCGCCUUACAGGUUCUUGUUCCAACCAUGAAAUAUCACCUUUCAUAAUACCACAACUUUGGCUAGGAUUAUGUCACUCAACAUUUGAAGUAUGCUGUUCUCAUGCACUCGACAACCAAAAUUGCGAACUUGGUCGAUUAGCAGCAUUAGACGGUACUCGCUGUGACGUAGGAGAAAAUGUUACCUCUAAAGCAUAUACCGUUUGCUGUAGAUCAUGUCAAAUUGGAUUGGCAGUAAAAGCAAGUAAAGUAAACUGUAAGGAUCCCUUAUUUUCUUUUCUUUCUGCAAUGGAUGCGUAUAAAGCGUGCUGUGAUGAUGACGUAAAUGUUCAAGCUGAAACCGAUAAAAAUUAUUUAUAUACCCUUGAUAUUCCCGAUUCCAAAAAUACAUUUAACUCUACAGAGCACAUAGAUGGAACUAUAAUUUUGGAGGAUGAUGAUGACAUUUGUGGAAAAAUUCCAAAUCUGUGCGCCCAGAUAUGUGAAAACACCUUUGAUGCCUACAAAUGUAAGUGUCAUUCGGGAUAUAAGUUGGAUUCUAACAAUGUAACGUGUUCGCCGGAUAAAAAUCAAACAUGUCCGAGUGGAUUCGAUUUUGAUGAUCUUCAAGAAAAAUGCAUCGACAUCGAUGAAUGCAUCGAGCAAAUUCAUGAGUGUGAGAAAAGUCAGUAUUGCCACAAUACCAUGGGAAGUUACCACUGCUUAAGCGUGAAAAAUGAGGAUUGCGACGACACAGAUCUAAAUAAUUGUAAAGGUAACGAUCUUUGUAACGAUGAAAAUAAGUGCAAUAAUAAUAAGACAUCGAAUCAGAUAAUACCAAUGUGCGGAGAUGGCUUUGUACUUCAAAAUGAUAGUUGUACGGAUAUUGAUGAAUGCUUGAAAAACUCAACAAACAACUGCAACGGCAUGCACCAAGAAUGCAAAAACUCUUUGGGUAAUUAUUCAUGCCAAUGCCUGACGGGAUUUAGUUUAGAUUUUGCUUUAAAUGAAUGCGUUGAUAUAAAUGAGUGUUCCAUCAACAACCAUAAUUGCCUGCCAACUCAAAGAUGUGAUAACACAAUUGGGUCAUAUAUAUGCACGCGUCUUCAAAGUUGCGGAACGGGAUACACACUUAAUGCGGAAACUGGCAAUUGUGAUGAUGAUGAUGAAUGUUCACUAAAUACUCAUAACUGCCCAUCAAAAUACGACUGCUACAAUACCAAAGGAUCGUUCCGUUGUUACAGGAAAAUAUCAAUAUCGACAACAACGACCCCUAAGCCACGAAUUUCAAAUCUUACACCAAACAUUAAUUUUUCAACACAUAUCGACCAAAGUACUGACAACACAUCAACUGGCUUCAACAUUUCUUGCUCAUCUGGAUUUUUUAGGAAUGAUCUUGGUGCUUGUAUUGAUAAAGAUGAAUGUCAAACCAAUAACCCAUGUAGAAGUCAUGAACGUUGCAUUAAUACAAAUGGACAUUACCGCUGCGAGAGCCUUUUAAAGUGUCGAGGAGGAUACAAAUCUACAGCAGAUGGAAAAUCUUGUAUAGAUAUUGAUGAGUGCGAGACUGGAGAACACAAUUGUGGAGACAAACAAAUUUGUCGUAAUCGGAAUGGUGGCUAUGUAUGCGAAUGCCCCUUAGGACAUGAACUUAAAAGGCUAAGAAAUGGUGUUAAAAGCUGCGUAGAUAUUAAUGAAUGUGCAAUAGAUCAUCGUUUAUGUCCGUCAAAUGCUUACUGUUUUAAUACUAUAGGUUCCUAUUAUUGUGAGUGCAAAACCGGUUUUGAAAAAAAAGUACAAAACACAAAUAAUUUUAAAAGCGCUUGUUUUGAUAUCGAUGAGUGUAAGGUAAUUCCGGGACUUUGUCAACAAAAAUGUGUUAACUUCUGGGGUGGAUAUCGGUGCACAUGUAAUUCAGGUUACCAAAUAGGAUCCGACAACCGCACAUGCGUUGACAUAAAUGAAUGUGACGCUCAUAAGGAUUACAAAUUAUGCAUGGGAUAUUGCAUAAAUACGCCAGGAUCAUUUCAAUGCUCCUGCCCUCGAGGAUACACCUUGUCAACGGACUUGAGUACAUGCCGUGAUAUAGAUGAAUGUGCCAGCGACCAUGUAUGCACAGGUCGGAAGAUGGAAAUACCAUUUAUCAUCACCAUCUUGAUAAUCACUUGCCACUCCGAAAUAAUCGACUACACUAACAGCGAAUACCUACUACUGAAGAAUGAAAACGACGUAUGACUCAUUUGAGGACCUAUUUCAUAUCAUAAACCAAAGUUUUUACAAAGAAAUAAUUAGAAUAGAAGAUAAAAAUACUAACAACAGCUACUCAGACUCAGACUGGGACAUUUCCCAAAAUCUAAAUAUUAUAAAAAUUCUCAUGUCCCAAUUAAUACCAUCAAGAAAUAAAAGGGGCAUUAACGAAUUGGGCACAGCAUGGAAAUGGCUAGCAGGUACACCAGACCAUGACGACUUAAUAAGAAUCGAAAACAAAAUUAACGAACUGACAGAAAACAAUAACAAACAAUUUACAAUACAUUCACGUAUAUUUCAAGAAGUCUAACUUAUGAUCAAAAUUCACAAUCGUUGUUAAAAAAGAAACAAAAGUAAGACAACACCACCUACAAUUAAUUGCACUUGAUAUCCAAAAUUUAAUCGAUACAAUCACUUUAGCAAAAAUAGACAUUUUUAACACAAAAAUACUAAACGAACAAGAUAUUAAAGAAAUAUUUAGACACGAAAAUAAACCAGUUGUACUAUCAGAUCUGUUAGACAUCUCCACUUUUAAAAUAAUAAAAAACCAAGACCUACUUAUAAUAUAUAUAAAAUAUCCAAUUAUAAACAAUAUCUGUAGCUUGUACACAUCAAGGGCAAUUGCCCAAAAUAAUGGAAAAUUAAUAAUAGACGAUAAGACAGCAUACUGUAAUGGAAAAUUUUAUAAAAUAACAAACUUUAAAAAAGAAAUAUUCAAUACCUAUUAUAAACUCUCAAACGAGAGCUCGUGUUUUAUAAAUCUCACGAUUAAAUUGCCCAAAAUAAUGGAAAAUUAAUAAUAGACGAUAAGACUGUAAUGGAAAAUUUUAUAAAAUAACAAACUUUACAAUAGUUAUUGAAUAUUUCUUUUUUAAACUCUCAAACGAGAGCUCGUGUUUUAUAAAUCUCUUGAAUGGAAAAAAGCAAACUGUUCAAAAAUACGAGAAAAAAAUAAACAAUUUGAAUAUUUAGAUGAAGGCGCUAUUUUCCUCACUGGAGAAAAUAUUGUAAACGAAACAAAACUAAAUGGCGCAUUUUUGAUUUUAUUUAAUGAAAGCAUAAUUAUCAAUAAUAUAAAAUACAUCAACGAAAAACAGAAAAUGUUAGAUUACAUAUCACAAUAUAAAUACAAUAAUUAUAUAAUAACAGAUUACAAAUUUUCCAAUGAUUCCGAACUAAGAUUAGACAACAUAAGCAUUAUAAACCCGUUUGUAAAAAUAGGAAAUACAAAAAUGUCCCUUGAACUCAUAUUAUUAAUUGUAAUACUUAUUCUUUUUGCCAUAUAUAAAUCACGCAAAAUAUCAAUACCAAUAUUGAAAAAGAAAUAGAAAUUCCAAAAU